AUGUCUGGUCGCAAGGAUUUCCUGUCGCAACAAGCGCCAGAGAACUACGUUGCUGGUCUUGGUCGAGGUGCGACGGGUUUCACCACACGAUCAGAUCUUGGACCAGCACGAGAAGGACCCAGCGAAGAGCAGAUCAAGGAAGCGCUCGCAAAGCGCGCCGCUCAACUCGGCAAUGCGCCGCCAACCGCAUACGGAGUAGGCAAGAAGAAGGGCGACGACGAGCCGGAGGAAGACCAGUUUCAAGAUGCUGAGAACGAAGAGGGACUGUUUGCGACAGGCAACUAUGACCGGGACGACGAUGAGGCAGAUCGGAUAUACCAGAGCGUGGACGAGCGCAUGGACAAGCGGCGAAAGGCUCGAAGGGAAAUACGUGAGCGCGAAGCUCGAGAGGAGUACGAGCGUAACAAUCCGAAAAUCCAACAACAGUUUGCCGACCUUAAACGAGCUCUUGGGACGGUUACCGAUGAUGACUGGGCGAGCAUACCGGAAGUUGGAGACCUGACUGGCAAGAAUCGGCGAAGCAAGCAAGCAGCAAGAGGUCAAAGAUUCUACGCUGUGCCGGACAGCGUGCUAGCUGGAGCGCGAGACACAUCGCAGAUGGGCACUGAAGUACAAGAAGAUGGCAUGGCAACGGAUGCGCCGAAUGGAAGUGCUGGCGACCAAGCGGACGGAACAAUGACAAACUUUGCGGACAUCGGAGCGGCCAGAGACAAGGUGCUGAAGGUGCGGCUGGACCAGGCCGCGCAAUCACAAACACCGUCUGGCACGGAGACGACGAGCGGCACAAGUACGAACAUUGACCCUAAAGGCUAUCUUACUUCCCUCAGCAAGUCCGAGAUCAAGGCCGGCGAGAUCCAAGUUGGCGAUGUCAAGCGUGCGCGAGUAUUGCUCGAAUCCGUCAUCAAAACCAACCCCCGUCAUGGGCCAGGAUGGAUUGCUGCGGCUCGGUUAGAGGAGUACGCUGGCAAGAUCGUGGCGGCGCGGAAUGUUAUCAGACGCGGUACUGAGAUGUGCCCAAAGAGCGAGGACGUCUGGUUAGAAAGCAUCCGGCUCAACGACAACCACAACGCCAAGAUCAUUGCGGCGAAAGCCAUCGAAAACAACGAUCGAUCGGUGCGACUGUGGGUCGAGGCGAUGAAGCUGGAGACAGUGCCGGCCUCAAAAAAGCGAGUGUUGAGGAAGGCGUUGGACCACAUCCCACAGUCGGUGGCCAUCUGGAAAGAAGCUGUCAACUUGGAAGAGAACCCUGAAGACGCCCGACUACUGCUCGCUAAAGCCACCGAAAUCAUCCCGCUGUCCGUCGAACUUUGGCUCGCACUGGCCCGACUUGAGACGCCCGAACAAGCUCAGGUUGUGUUGAACAAGGCUCGCAAGGCUGUACCUGCGAGCUACGAGAUCUGGAUUGCGGCCGCACGUCUGCAGGAGCAGACUGGUCAGAAUGCCAUGGUGUUCAAGGUCAUAGAAAGAGGUAUCAAGGCUCUUGCACGAGAGUCGGCCAUGCUCAAGCGGGAGGAGUGGAUCACCCAAGCAGAACUCUGCGAGGAGGAGGGUGCGCCACUGACCUGUCAAGCUAUCGUCAAAGAGACGCUGGGUUGGGGCUUGGAUGAAGAUGAUGACCGUAAGCAGAUCUGGUUGGACGAUGCGAAGGCUUCCACCGGACGAGGACGAUACGAAACUGCGAGAGCGAUCUUCGCCUACGCCAUCAGGGUCUUCUACAACCGCAAGAGCGUCUGGGUCGCAGCUGCAGACUUGGAGCGGCAGCAUGGCACGAAGCAAGCACUUUGGGACCUGCUUGGCGAGGCUGUGAAAAGCUGUCCAACAAGUGAAGUGCUAUGGAUGCAGCUGGCGCGGGAAAAAUGGGAAGCUGGCGAGCUCGAUGAGGCGCGGAAAGUUUUGGGUCAAGCUUUCAAGCAGAAUGAGGGCAACGAAGACAUUUGGCUCGCGGCUGUGAAGCUUGAGGCGGAUAACGGCGAGACCGACAAGGCUCGAGAACUGCUUGCCACCGCGAGGAGCCAGGCCGGGACGGACAGGGUCUGGAUCAAGUCGGUCGCCUUCGAGCGCCGUCCCGAUGACAAGGAUCGAGCAUUGGAGCUGGUCAACCAAGGUCUGCAGAUCUACCCUAAGACGGCCAAGCUGUGGAUGCAGAAGGGCCAGAUUUACGAGAGCAAGAAUAUGCUACCGCAAGCGCGCGAGGCCUACAAUACUGGCACACGAGCGUGCCCUCAGAGUGUCGCGCUGUGGCUGCUUGCGUCUCGCCUCGAGGAGAAGAUGGGUGUUAUGGUCAAGGCUCGUUCUGUGCUCGACAGAGCAAGGCUGGCGGUGCCGAAGAACCCAGAGCUGUGGACCGAGACCGUGCGGCUGGAGUACCGAGCAAAGAACAUGCCGGCCGCAAAUCAAAAGAUGGCGCAAGCACUCCAGGAAUGCCCAACGUCCGGGCUCGUCUGGAGCGAGCGCAUCUGGCACCUCGAAGCCCGCACGCAACGCAAACCUCGUAUCCUCGAAGCUAUUCAGAAAGCUGACAACGACCCCAUCCUCUUUGUCACCGCUGCCCGAAUCUUCUGGGGCGAGCGGAAGCUGGAGAAGGCGGACUCCUGGUUCCAGAAGGCUGUCAUUCUUGAUCCUGAUUAUGGUGACACCUGGGGCUGGUAUUACAAGUUUGCGCUGAUGCAUUCGACGGAGGAGAAGAAAGAGGAUAUCGUGAAUCGAUGUGUGCAGAACGAGCCGAAGCAUGGUGAGGUGUGGCAGGAAGUGAGGAAGAAGCCUGAGAAUGCGAGCAUGGGUACGGAGGAGAUUCUGAAGACUGUGGCGAAGAUUCUGGAGUAG
Molecule: messenger RNA, 2823 nt
Organism: Saxophila tyrrhenica
Lineage: Eukaryota; Fungi; Ascomycota; Dothideomycetes; Mycosphaerellales; Extremaceae
Gene: prp1
Product: U4/U6 x U5 tri-snRNP complex subunit Prp1
Exons: 2
Coding region: 1-2823 (940 amino acids)
Biological process (GO): spliceosomal tri-snRNP complex assembly; mRNA splicing, via spliceosome
Cellular component (GO): U4/U6 x U5 tri-snRNP complex; catalytic step 2 spliceosome
Molecular function (GO): protein binding
Source: RefSeq, a predicted model, not a curated record